Messenger RNA from Suricata suricatta (meerkat), 312 nucleotides. It is a transcript of the gene TIMM13, whose product is annotated as translocase of inner mitochondrial membrane 13. The record is from RefSeq and is a predicted model, not a curated record. The transcript has 2 exons. The coding region runs from base 66 to 290 and encodes 74 amino acids. NCBI's taxonomy places the organism in Eukaryota, Metazoa, Chordata, Mammalia, Carnivora, Herpestidae.
AAACGACUUCCGGCGCGGGUACGGGUCGGCGCACGCGGUCUCAGUCCGGUUGACUUUGCGGAGCCAUGGAGGGUGGCUUCGGCUCGGACUUCGGGAGCUCCGGCGGCGGCGGCAAACUGGACCCGGGGCUCAUCAUGGAGCAGGUGAAGGUGCAGAUCGCCGUGGCCAACGCGCAGGAGUUGCUGCAGAGGAUGACGGACAAGUGCUUCCGGAAGUGCAUCGGGAAGCCGGGGGGCUCCCUGGACAAUUCGGAGCAGGUGAGGCGCGUGGGGCCGCGGGGAGGCACGUAAGCGUGCGCGGACCAACGGGCGU